Messenger RNA from Leptidea sinapis, 5272 nucleotides. Its product is annotated as androglobin-like. NCBI's taxonomy places the organism in Eukaryota, Metazoa, Arthropoda, Insecta, Lepidoptera, Pieridae. Bases 1 to 4464 code for a protein of 1487 amino acids. The transcript has 29 exons. The record is from RefSeq and is a predicted model, not a curated record. Gene Ontology annotation, molecular function: protein binding.
AUGGCGAAAAAAGGUGAACUUACAAAGCAAGGUACGGCGAUGCUCUCUGCAAACCCGACAGACUGUCCGUUCAGGGAGUUCCGGGACAACGAGCUGUCUUCAGACUCCUGGGGAAUGAGUCCCACUUCCCUUCGUAUGAGUCACCUCGUGAGCAAGUCUACGCUGAAAAGUCACUCAGAACACGUCUGGGUGGACGAUCAGACUCAACCGCUGCCACGAUCUGCCAGGCAGUAUCUCCACGGCUGGAUCAGGGCCGAAGAUCUAGCUUUGAGUAGAUGGGAGGCUGAAGUUGCAAUUUUUGAGGAUAACGAUGGCAGCAAGAUGAAUGUAAUUGAUAUACAGCUGAGUCAUGCGCAAGUUCUGAUGAGAUCCUCAUUCUGUAGAAGAGUUCUAUCCUUCUGUUAUAUUUUGGAAAUGUUGGAUACUCUUGUGGUGGAACAUCAGUGGGAAUUAUUCAACUGCAGCUUACCGCCUGAGGGCUGGAGAGCCAGGUGCCACAUUUACUCACCAGGACUCAAGUCUGGAGGAGGAGCCCAACAUAGGCCAACAUUAUCAAAGAAUGGUUGUUACCUGGUCCGACUGUACUACCUCGGUGCGUGGCGGUGCGUAUGGGUCAGCGACCUGGUACCAGUCGACGCCACAGAUUCUCCGCUACUGCCUUUCUCUCCACUCCUCAGCAAGGCUCCGGUGAAGCCUAUGCCGAAGCAAUCUUCGCCUGCUGUUACUGCACCCGUGGUCUAUCUAUGGCCAAUGCUUCUAUGCAAGGCACUUCUAAAGCUAGCGGCGCCUGACAUGACGUCAGAUGAAACCGUUGAUGCGAACUGUUGCGAGGAUGAACCGAUGCUGGACUUCGAUAUCCUCCACGCACUCACUGGAGGGCUCAACGUAAACUAUUGUGUAAAAUGCUCGAACCUCCUCUGGGAGUUCUUGUUGGCACAAGGGCCGGGGUUUUCGUGGGAUGACGAUUCGGAGACGCAGACCGGAACCAUCAAGUCGAAGGGCACAAAGAAACCCAACACAAAAGAUUUUGCCACAGUCCGGCGCGGAUCUGUUACUACACUGUUACUGAGUGACACUAAAGGCCUGCCGCCUUAUACACUACCGGGUAUUACUCCCGGCCAUGAAAUGGACUUGCUGGUGACGAUGGUGCGUGAUCUGCCCUUAAAGAAGCCUUUGCCAGAACCAGAUGUGCCGCUAUGGAAGACGUACCGCUGGGUGGAUUGGGCGCGCGCUCACGGCCUGUACUCCGCGUACGAGUGUCCUCGCACCAGGUUCCUCAAGCUCGUCGGGCUGCUGAAACUGUCCUACGCUCCACACCUGCUUGACGUGCAGAGCACCGAGUCUAUUACAUUUCGUUUUAGAGAGGAACACGAAAGAACCAACCCCCCGAUAAAAAAGCUAAAGGAUAAUUCGAAUAAGCCCAAUGCCGUUGGUUCAGAAACGUAUCCAAAUACCCUGAAGGAAGAAUUACGGGAAUGGAUGCUGUAUGAUGUGGUCGCGCAGUACACGAAAAAAGUAAGUGUGCUGUACUACCCGUCCAUGUACCAGUUCACUUCGGCAGCCAGAAAGCCUCCCGUGAGAGUAACUAAGGUGCCGCUUCCACGCGCGCUGGACAUACCCGCACCGCACUCCGCGCCGCUCUACCUACAGAUAGACGCAGCUGACGAGAACGUGUUACGUGUUUCACUCAGUGCGCUACAUCCACGCGUGCUAUCCAACUGUGGCAUGCCUGUAUCGUCCUACGUUGAGAAGGCGAGUUUACUGUUGGAAGUAUUCGAGUGGUUCGUCGACUGCGAGCUUCCCCGAGUCAAAGCAUUCAUUCACACGUGUAGCUACGACGCCGUCGAAGUUAAGUUCAAACCGGGAAGACAUUUCUGCAGAAUUUGGGUUCAUUCGCACUUGGAUUGGUCGCUCAUGCUGUUAAGUGAGUCGUCAUUGGUUCUGGGUCCGCGAGAUGUGAUACAGUCUGCUGCCGUGCACGACUGUCCGUGGGCUUCCCGGUUCCUGACGGGCCUCGCAGUCGCCUUCGCAAACUGGAUCAAAGCCAGCAGGGAUGGCAUCCAGCUAACCACCGUUGAUAAAGAGUUUUAUAAAUCAUACCAACCUGACUUAGAGUGGGAUGUAACUGUAGUUGGCUACAAUAAAGCGUUGUUACACUGGAUGUUCCGUCAAGCUCUACAAUCAGUGUUAUUGAAACACCUCUUGCCGAACGAGUACCGAGCAUCUUGUGUUGUUUUAAAAAGAUUUUUUCACGAUCCGGACUUUGGGUACCCUCCUAGACCACAACCAGUAGAAUCACUCAGAUAUAUUGCAUUGUUAGAUCCCUGUGACUGUGUUUUACCUGAAGCAGAGGAGAUCGAAGCUUUAGAAGAUGAGAUGGAAGAACAGCAGAUCUUUGAGGAACAGCCUGUGGUUGAAAAGGAAAUUAUGGCUCAAUUGUUAAUCCGUCCCACGCCUCCUGCAACGUCUAAUGUAUGCGAGCUUGCUACUGAAGAAGUACCGUGCGGAGUUUUGAAGCAAGAAAGAGAAAAGAUUAUAAGACAGCACGAAGCGGCAACAGUUAUCCAGGCUUAUUGGAGAGGAACUUGGGCAAGAAAAUGUAUUAAAAAUACAAGCCCAGCUCCCGGUGAAGUCGUGAAAUGUUUAUUGGACAAUAUCUUCGGCAAUUUGGAAUCCCUAUCUCAACUUAUGAAUGAAUUUUUUGCCAUGUACCCUUCCACUAAAUAUGCAUAUUCGGUAGCUUCCGCGUUAAGUGGAUCUUAUGGUCUUCAGCAACAUAGUGGGACAGCCCUUAUUACACAGAAAUGUAAAUGGAUACCAUUUUUUCAAGGAGUUUUUAAUUGCCACGCCCUCGUUAAAGUACACUUUGAUGUCCAGAGUAGUCUCCAGUAUUGUACGUUUGCAGUAUAUAAUAAUGAUACAGGGAGACAAUUGGCUCAAGCAUACAAUUCUCAUCGAACUUUCGAUUUUCAGCCUAACGACAAUGGUUACACUGUGAUGGGUCAUGGAACACUAAGUGAGCCUGUCGGAAUCUCCAUGGAAGCCCAUUGGCAGCUGACCGUGUUGUCCAGCAUAUCUAAUGUGUUUCAUGUCUGCGACCGUGAAAUGGAGAUAUGUAGAGAACUACCUCUGCAAGGAGCCAGCAAGUUGCAUGUUGAAGAAGUGUUCAUACCAAACAGACGUAAUAUUCUUGGUGGAAUACAAAUAGUAGUGACGAAACAAGAAUCUGUUAGUUUUCGAGCGGCCGUGACAUCGCCAGAACUAGAAAUCGAAGCCACUCUGCGGACAAAGUCAUCAGAUGGGCAAACGAUAGAUGUCGGCAAAUGUACUGGAAUAGGCGAGUUAUUCUGGAUCUACAUUAACCUGGAUCCGUCGCCGCCUCUUGCUCUGAGUCAAAAGAAAUCCAUGUCUCGAAACAAUAUUGAUGAUUUGGGCAACAUGAACGCUCGUCCACAGAAGGGCAGACAACUAAAGUAUUCGAUAGCAGGAAGCAAGACGCGCUCUACCACUAAGGUAAAGGACGCGAAGGUUACAGAUGCGAAACAGUAUUGGAUCGAGGUCACAGCUCCCAGUGGAUGGCCACUCACAUUGGCCCAGUGGAAGCGAGUUGAUGAAGUUCGCAAUUCUCAGCAGAUGAGUACUGUGGAAGUCUCCAAGAAGUCCGCGAAAGAAAAGCCCAGUUCAGCGAAAGAUAAAGAAAGUGCAGCGAUGCUGAACCUGACAAUGCAGCCGCAGCCUGGUGAUGCCUAUGUGGAGCUGGAGUGUGCUCUGGUGGUGGGUGGUGGCUGCGUGGCACGCAGGGACGACGACAGGGAUGUCGCCCUUGCUGCAGCACUGCGGAACUGGGAUGCUGUUGAGCAUGGACGCAACCAGCGAGGCGCACUGCUCAGAAAGGAGUUCUGUGCGGAGUUUAUGGAACCAUCGUCACCAAAUCCUCCUUCUGAGAUCGUCACAUUCGGCGAGGAGUUCAACCCAGAGGAAGCCGAGGGCGAAUUAAAUCGAGAACAAGAAACACAGUUACUGCAGGGCCCGACGCCGGUAACAGAGAGUGCAGAAGCAGAAGUGUCAGAGGAAAGUGAGGAAGAGUUAAAGUAUCUUACGAUGCCGGAGCAAUUAAGACAUAAGUUCAUACCGCUGCCAUUUGUGCCACUUUGCACUAGGGAGAAGACUGAAGAAGAUUGUGUGGUGAUGACUGAGGAGUUAGCGAUGGCAGCGCAUGAGACGCGCCGCGAGGCAAUGAUGGCAGCUGUAGAGCGAGCGCGGCAACUGCAGGUGUACAACAAACAAUUCGUACUGCAACGACAGAUUGACCGCUGCCACCUGCUGGAGACUCUGCUUGUUGAUAGCGACUGGCAUGGCGAGCUGGCUGAUGUACUGGAGGAGAGAGACGACGCGAUCGCGCGCGAGGCUCUCUCUCGCACACUCUCUGCCACCAAGAAGAAACAAGAAGCGAAAAAGAAGUGAAACGAAACAUUUUCUCCAUAAGCUCUACCUUAUGAUGUAUGAUAAUUUAACACGCCUGCAACGGUUCAUACAAGCAGCCGCUGAGGGAGCAGAUAGCCAUUUCCUUUCAGUAAAUCUAAAACUAUAUAAUAGAAUCUAUCUAAUAUUUUAAAUUAUAAAAACAUCUACUAGGAAAAAGAUAUCUCUGGAUCAAACGAAAGCGCCUCUACCAUUUAAUUAUUUCAAGAUAUAGUAUAGUUUUAGUGAUAAUAUGGAAAUAGGUAAUUAUUAAUGAAGAAGAAUAUAUUGUUCAUUUUAUAUUCCUUGAGAGGACACAUUGGUGGUAAUUUUUCCAUGCCUACGUUCUUUACUUUUAUCUCCUGAAAUUAAAUUAAUCUUUGAUCGAAAUUAUUUUCAAAUAAGAUCAAUAUCAUUAUUAUCUGAGUCUGUCUGUUUUGCAUUUUAUUAGUACUUCAAAAAGUGUUUAAGACGGCUUAAUCAUAUAGACCGCACACAGAGACCCUGUAGGUCAAUUCGACAACAAUAAUCGAAAAAAUCAGAACAUUCUGAGACAGAAUAUUUCUAUAAGUCGUUCCAUGGUUAUAAUAAAUAAUAUAAUCCGGGUUCUGAGUAGGAAAUUCCCAAUUUUUUAGUUUUUAACUCACGCGGAGCUGCAGUUGGGUCGUGGUAGUCUCGCUCGCGUUAACGCGAUGGUGUGUUGUUCUAAAAUUCUUAACUCUGAAAAAUACCUCAGCUUGUGUUUCCUCUUAGAGAAUGUGAUUUUCUACUUACCUACGUAUUUUGUUUGCUAAUUAUAAUGUAAGAAUUA